Molecule: messenger RNA, 333 nt
Organism: Phycomyces blakesleeanus NRRL 1555(-)
Lineage: Eukaryota; Fungi; Mucoromycota; Mucoromycetes; Mucorales; Phycomycetaceae
Exons: 2
Coding region: 1-333 (110 amino acids)
Source: RefSeq, a predicted model, not a curated record
AUGACACCAAGUUCUUUGUCCCCGCAUUACGCGGCUCAAUCUCCUUCAGGACGUAAACCUGACUUGGUAGCGAAGGAGGUGCUGGAAUGGUGGCAAACCAACGGAAAGCACCCGUUCAUCCAGCCCCACAUCUCGUCACCGAGUAAUGUGGGUGCGAACUCGCCAGAGAACUUACCACUAGGUGAUAAGGUCCAACUCAUUCGACUACCAGUAGCUUCACCGUCAGCCGUUAAAGAGUUCAGUCAGGUUAGCAGUGAAGAGCCAGCACAUCUCACCACAGGACUGCGCUUUUUGUCAGUCUUAGAUGACCACGUCAAAGCAAACGUGACAUAG